AGACAAGCGGCCUAAUCUUGAAGGAAUUUUCUUAGGUCCAUGCUCACUUUUGAUCACCAAGCUAAAGCAAAGAAGUCUGAAACAAAAACGAGGCUGCUGAGUCCCACAUCCAAGCUGAUAUUAUCGCCCAUUCGGGCACACAGUCUUGAUGCAGAGCACGGCCACACCUUUGCCUACAAAGAGACCACAAAAGUCGGGUGAACACUCGACACGGCAAGCUAAGACUAGCGAGCCACCGAGUCCUGCGGAAUCUCAACCGGCUUCCCCCGUGGGGAAGCGCAGUAGGGGCAGUCGUCCGAAAGACACCCGGCAGCGCAGUCCAACUGCGGCCAAAAUCCAACGGGAGCGCAUGGCGAAUGCGCCCAGGGCUGCCUAUGCUCCUCCAGCGCCAUCACCUGGCUCCAGCGUACACCAACACGACGGCUCUUUGCCUGCCGGCACUACCGAUAGUGGUGGGCCGUUGGUAUCAGGACACCGGCGUGAACAACCAUUGGAUGGCAGUUGUCGGGGACCAUCGCCAACAGCUUUGGAAGAUGCUUCUCUCGCACCACUCGCUGCCUCGAGAGCGCACCACCGCAAAAGAUCGUCGCCUGCUGGAACUGCCGACAGUGGUUUGCCGUCGCCAUCAAGACAUCGGCGCAAAGAACCUUCGGAUGGCGUGUCUCGAGAGCCAUCGCUAACUGCUGCGCCACAUGCUUCUCUCGCACCACCCGCUGCCUCGAGAGCGCACCACCGCAAAAGAUCGUCGCCUGCUGGAACUGCCGACAGUGGUUUGCCGUCGCCAUCAAGACAUCGGCGCAAAGAACCUUCGGAUGGCGUGUCUCGAGAGCCAUCGCUAACUGCUGCGCCACAUGUGUCACCAGGGCCACACCAUGGCACCCGAUCGCGCCGCAACGACAGAUCUUCUGCCGGGACUGCAGACAGUGGCUCGCAGUCACAGCCUCCUUCAAGAGAUCGGCGCCAGCAACCCUCAAACGAGGGGUCUCAGGGGCCAUCACCCACUGCUGCCGAACAUCGGGAACGAAAGCGUAAGCUGCGCGCCCAGGAAGACGAGACCAAGGAACCCUUUUGGGAGUACGUGUGCAUCGCCGUGUGCAUCGUGUUUGUCAUUGCCAUCGUGGCCGGGUUCGCCAUCAGCAGCGCACUCAACAGCAAGAAGCACGUUCCGCUUAGCAGGCUCAUAUUCAACGAAACCUUGCACCCGCUGUCGCCGUCCGCGCCGUCGCUGUUCUUCACCCGCUGAAGCAAACCUCCGUGCGCGACUUCAGGCUUACGCUUUGCCAGCUGCGUCGGAGUGUUGUAGGCCCCGGAACACGCAAGGCAGGCCUUCACAAAUACACGUCCCUGUGCAGGCGGAAGGUCGGCAAUUCACCUCACCCAUAAAUUUACCGUUAAAAAAAUAUUCACCAAACGCCGAUGGAGCUACAAAAUAACGAAGAAGCAAUGUAUAUCUUCUCUAAGAUAACAAUAGGGAUAUAUGAAAAUACAGAUUUUAGUAACCAUUCGUUUGCAAGGCUUUGUUUAGUAUCCCUCACAACUUCGUACGCAUUAGAUCAGGCUUAGUAAAGCAAGCGCACAGAUACACAGACGUGUGAGGUCAAGUCUGUUUUAUGUAUGUGCACAGUGUUCAUCACAUCAAGCAUGGUGUGUAUCUGUGUUUGCUAAUGUCGUGAAAUAAAUUUUCGUCGGAUGCUUAAGAGGA
Molecule: messenger RNA, 1702 nt
Organism: Dermacentor albipictus
Lineage: Eukaryota; Metazoa; Arthropoda; Arachnida; Ixodida; Ixodidae
Product: serine/arginine repetitive matrix protein 1-like
Source: RefSeq, a predicted model, not a curated record